This is a messenger RNA of Polychytrium aggregatum, 1361 nucleotides long. RefSeq lists its product as uncharacterized. NCBI's taxonomy places the organism in Eukaryota, Fungi, Chytridiomycota, Chytridiomycetes, Polychytriales. The transcript is spliced from 3 exons. The record is from RefSeq and is a predicted model, not a curated record. Bases 60 to 1226 code for a protein of 388 amino acids.
CUUCUCCCACCAACAAGGCUGCUCCUUCGACCACCUCGCCCAAAGCGGCUACCCCGAUCAUGAUCGCAGCUGCUAAGGCUCAACAAGCUGCUGCUCAAAAGGCCUCUGUGACUCCAAAGCCGGCUGUUGCCAAGACUGAUGUCAAGCCGGCUGCUCAGAAAGCGGUCCACUCUGCACGCCCGUCGUCUGCUUCAGCAAAGCCUCAGCAGCAACUCGCCGUCAAGCCCGCCUCAAAUGCCUCUUCCGCCAGAGCAUCUGCCUCGUCGUCGGCCAACCACUCGCGUUCCCAGACUCCUUCCUCUCCCACCAAGUCUGUGACCAAGGCGCCUGCUCCGGCCACUUCCUUGAAUGUUCCGAAGGCUGCCACGCCUGCGAUGAUUGCCGCCGCCAAGGUCCAACAGGCUUCCAAGACCCAACAAGCUUCUCCUUCCCAGGCAUCCAACAAGCUUGCUGCUCCCAAGCAGGCUUCGAAGGCCUCGUCCCCUUCGAGCUCGGCUCCCCACUCUCGCUCGCAGACGCCGUCGUCCCCGUCGAAGGCGACUCCCGCCCAGCGUCCUGUUUCGCCCACUAACAAGGCUGCCCAGGCCCCUGCGAAGGCUGCUGCUCCGGUGAAGGCUGCUGCUCCAGUGAAGGCAACCACCCCUGCCAAGGCUGCUUCUCCCGCCAAGGCUGCCCCCGUCCAGCGUCCGGCUUCUCCCACCAACAAGGCUGCUGCUCCCACCAGCAAGGCUGCACCUUCAGCACAAUCCUUGGCCCCCAAGCAGCAGACCAGCAAGCCUGCCUCGGCUAGUUCUUCCGCCACCCAUUCUCGGGCGCAAACUCCCCAGCCCAAGGCUAGCAAGGCCACUUCCAAUGCAUCCUCGGCUACCCAUUCGCGAGCUCAAACCCCAAGCCUUCCCGCCAAGGCCAACGACAGCGCUGCCAAGUCGCCCAAGCCCAGCACCAAGCCCAGUGGCCUGGUUGAGCGCAUCGACCCCAAGCAAAUGGCUGCCGUUGCGGCCAAGAUGGAGGCAGAGAAGCAGCUGGCUCGCGCCCAGAGACGAGCCGAGAAGGAGCUGGCUGCGGAGAAUACUCGCCAUAUGCUGCAAGAGGCUCAUUUGCUUGAGGAAAACGAUGGCUCCAAGUUCGGCGACCGCUCUGGUCGUGCCAGGGACGAUCGUCUGGCUCAAAAGUCUCAAAACGAGCGCAAGGCGGCGCAGAAACGAGCCAUCUCCGGAAGCAAGUAGGCCCUGCCAACACGGUUACGCUUCUAUCAUAUAUAACGAUUGCGUUCUUGAACCGAAUACGAUGAAGGGCUGGAAGAUGAUUGACAUGGGUGUAUUGAAUGAACGCUUGCCACAGUAUUUUCCGAUGGAAUGAAG